Molecule: messenger RNA, 1870 nt
Organism: Schistocerca serialis cubense
Lineage: Eukaryota; Metazoa; Arthropoda; Insecta; Orthoptera; Acrididae
Product: dolichyldiphosphatase 1-like
Exons: 6
Coding region: 1-744 (247 amino acids)
Biological process (GO): lipid biosynthetic process; protein N-linked glycosylation
Cellular component (GO): endoplasmic reticulum membrane; intracellular membrane-bounded organelle
Molecular function (GO): dolichyldiphosphatase activity
Source: RefSeq, a predicted model, not a curated record
AUGGCAGCUUCAGAAGAAGAGCAUGUAAUACACACAGUCAAACUCUCGACGGAUGACAAGCUUGUUUGGGUUCCUCUUUCGCUGACUCUAGUUGAAUAUCCACAAGGUGAUUGGCUGGGUAAAUUUUUAGCCCUUUCAAGUCUUCUACCAUUUGGAAUCAUAUCUGGUUUUGUUGCUCUCAUUCUCUUCAGGAGAGAUUUGCACACGAUAACAUUCUUCUUUGGCACUACACUGAAUGAACUCCUGAACCUCAUCUUAAAGCACACAUUUUGUGAAGCUAGACCUAUGCAGAGGAAUGCACUUUAUACGGAAUAUGGAAUGCCGUCGUCACAUUCACAGUUUAUGUGGUUCUUUGCUACUUACAUAGUAUACUUCGUGUGUAUAAGAUUACACCAUAUGAAUAAUAGUACUCUACUGGAAAAUAUCUGGAAGACAGCAAUAAUUAUUUCUAGUCUGUUUCUGGCAGCUCUCGUUACAGUCAGCAGAGUAUACCUGCAGUACCAUACUUGGAAACAGGUGCUAAGUGGUGCUUUAGUUGGUUUCUUGUUUGGAUCUCUCUGGUUUGCACUCACAUACUUGAUAUUCACUCCUAUGUUUCCACUUGUUGCUUCAUGGAGAAUAUCGGAAUUUUUGCUUCUGCGAGACACAACACUGAUACCAAACGUACUUUGGUUUGAAUACAAAAACAGCAGGCAGGAGGCAAGGGCAAGGAGCAGGAAGCUGGUAUCCAUGAAGUCACAAUGACAGCUGCUAGGCAUAGGAGGCAGCGGCUUGCACCAUGGUGGCUUACUAAGUAGCCUCAUUCACUUCUAUUGGUUACGGAAAAGAUAAUGUGGACGGUGCAAGUAAGUAUGUGUUACAAAGUUCAUUCUCCUGGACACCAGAUACUUCAAUAUGCUGUUGUUAUAUUACAGACAUGGAUGAAAUUGAUAGACAGAGCAGAUCAUCAUGAACAGUGCAGCCUGAAGCAGCAGCUCCAUAGCUUUUAUAAGUAAUAAUAUUAAUUUAUUGCGUUAAAAUAGACUGUAUUUGUGAUUGUUGACAGAUGCCAGUCAUCAGUAAUAACAUUAUUUUAGAACUAAUAUCUGCCCUUUACAUGUAAGAUGGUGUCUUUAAUGUGUCUUGCCCACAGUGUGUUUACCACAAAUUUACCAGAGAUUUUUACGAAGUAUAAGGUUUAUCCAACCUGUAUUGAACUAACUGCAUUUUUUGGCUCUGAGCACUAUGGGACUUAACUUCUGAGGUCAUCAGUCUAACUGCAUUUUUUGUUGUAACACUCUUACAAGUGACAAUGUACAAAACUUUACACAAGUAUGUUCCUUUAGCCAUGUUGCUGUAUAAAUUAUUGUUGGCCAUAACUCUUUCUGUGAUGAUUUCUACUGUGCAUUGGUGCAUUGAGUUUGUAAUAUUGUCCUUUUUUUUCUUUUAAAUUGGAGUGAUGUAUUACAAGUUUUGAAUGGUACAUAUUUUUAUACGUGAGAGUGGGACAAUAUAACCAUCUGUAGCAUUGUCAAAAAAUGUACAAAGUAAUGAAUAGUGUGUCUAAUUUCAAAUUCAGAACACUUCCAUGUAAUAAAAAUGUGAUCAUGGCAGCUUUUAUGAAUGACUGAAUUUUUGUAGUUUAUUUUUGUGUUUAAAUUUUCCUUUUUUUUAGUGAACAACAUGAUUAUAUUUACCAUGCAGUGAAACCAAGAUUUGUAGACUCCAUGUUUAUGUUUUCCCAUAAAGUUACAGUCUCUAUCUCCAAAUAGUUUACAUUUAGGUUUAAUUUUUUGUGUUUAGUAUACAUUAGCUUCAAUUUUUAAUAAUUUUUUUUCUAUGUGAACAAUGACUUUUUUACUAAACUACAGUGAUUUUUUUUGUAGAUAUA